Messenger RNA from Neurospora crassa OR74A, 1638 nucleotides. The record is from the annotation of a RefSeq genome assembly. NCBI's taxonomy places the organism in Eukaryota, Fungi, Ascomycota, Sordariomycetes, Sordariales, Sordariaceae.
AUGUAUUUAAGUAUCAUUAUCUUACCUUUAUUAGGGUCUAUAGUUGCUGGCUUUUUUGGUAGAAAAGUUGGAGUUAGCGGUGCACAAUUAAUUACCUGUUUAAGUGUAAUAAUCACUACAGGUUUAGCUAUAUUAGCUUUUUUCGAGGUUGGUUUUAAUAAUAUCCCUGUGACUAUAAAUUUAUUUAGAUGAAUAGAUAGUGAGUGAUAUAACAUUCUUUGAGGUUUUCAAUUUGAUAGUUUAACAGUGGCAAUGUUAAUACCUGUAUUAAUAAUAAGUUCUUUAGUUCACAUAUAUUCAAUUUCGUACAUGAGCCAUGAUCCUCAUAACCAAAGAUUUUUUAGUUAUUUAAGUUUAUUUACUUUUAUGAUGAUAAUUCUUGUAACAGCGAAUAAUUAUUUAUUAAUGUUUGUCGGUUGGGAAGGUGUUGGAGUUUGUUCAUACCUUUUAGUUAGUUUUUGAUUUACUAGAAUAGCUGCAAAUCAAAGUUCUAUGUCUGCCUUCUUAACUAAUAGAGUAGGGGAUUGUUUUUUAACUAUAGGUAUGUUCGUCGUGCUAUGAACUCUAGGUAAUUUAGAUUAUGCAACAGUAUUUUCAUUAGCCCCUUAUAUUAAUAGUGAUAUAGCUACUAUUAUAGGUAUAUGUUUACUAAUAGGUGCUAUGGCUAAAAGUUCUCAAGUGGGUUUGCACGUUUGACUACCUAUGGCGAUGGAAGGUUUUUUUAGUAGGGCUUUCCUUAAACUUCACUAUAUGCAGGAACAUCCCGUUUUAAGUCUUGGUCCACUUAGAUUUAGUCUAUUCGGAAAAAUCCAAGAUCAGGGACAAUUUGCAGGAAAUUCGAUAAGAAGUUCCUCAGAGAUUACAAGUGAAGCUUUUAUGUUAAAAGAAAGUUGAUUUAAAUGAUGAUUUAUAGGUUUUGUAGAAGGAGACGGAUCUUUUAUUAUUAACAAAGAUGGGUAUUUAGAGUUUAGAAUUACACAAUCUAGCCCAGAUGCUCAAAUUUUAUUUAUGAUAAAAAAAGAAUUAGGGUUUGGAGUUGUUAGAAAACAAGAUUCAGUAAGAAAUACUCAUUGUUAUAGAGUUAGAGAUAAAAAUAAUCUAAUUAAACUAAUUUCUAUAUUUAAUGGAAAUAUUUUUCUUGAUACUAGAAAAGAACAAUUUAAAUUAUGAUUAAAUGCGUUUAAUUUAAAAUAUAAAGAAAAUAUACCUCAUAUAGAUAGUUCAUUUAGACCUAAUUUAGAUAAUGCUUGAUUAUCUGGUUUUACAGAUGCUGAAGGAUGUUUUACUUGCUCCGUUUAUGACAAUAAGUCUAAUACUGCUAAAUUAGUUAGAUUAAGAUAUAUUUUAUCUCAAAAAGGUAACUCUAGUUGUAUGGAAUAUUUAGCUGAAAUAUUAGGAGGUAAAAAACAUUUAUUAAAAAGUUACGAAGGUUACAAUGUAACAGUUAAUACCACUAAAUUAUCUCCUAUUGUACAAUAUUUUAAUCUUUAUCCUUUAAAAACUAAAAAGUAUAUUACAUAUUUUAACUGAAUAAAAAUAUAUAAGUUAGUAAUAGAUAAAAAACAUAAUGAUCCUGAAAAUUUAUUAUUGAUUAUGAAAUAUAAAAAUAACAUUAAUAAAUCUGAUUAUAAUAAAUAA